AUGCAUUCACAGCCGAAUUUACAAAACCUACCCGCUCCAGCGUUGAGGAAAAUCUUCAUGGGUUCUAAUUUCAUUGAAAUGCAAUCAUACCGCAAGAUCCAUCCAAAACUCACCUAUUUUAUUGACUCCGAAAAUCCCGAAUCCAAUUUACUGGUAGUGAUUGUGCAGGAGAAUGACGGAGGGAUCCACGUGGAGCUGGGAAGCCAUUGGCGCUAUGUUGAAGUAGACUACCAAAAACAUGAUGAAGGAUGUCUUGUCACUGCAAGCAAGACAACCUUAUUGACCGGCAAGGGAAUAGUGGAACGAUCUGAGGAUGACUUGGAAUUGGUUUUGAAGCAUCAGAGAAAGACACUGGAAGCAUUUUCUUUUAAGUUCACUUCUUCACUUUAUAAUGUCUUUUUUGACAAAAUGGCCACAUAUUUGGAAUCGAGAGAGAAGCCUCUUAAAGUGAAAGAGCUUACACUGGAAUGUCCGCAUACAAGUAAUUUCAAACGAAUACUCUCCUCUAUUGACAGUGAAGCGCUGAGAACAAUCCGUCUUUCCAAGCCAGUCACCGAAACUGCAGAUGAAGGAAUUUGGGACAUUCAUAACUUUUCAACUCUCGAUCAGUGGAUGAACGCAAGGGAGUUGUACAUUGAAAACAUGACGGUGUCUAUUCCAAUCCGGGAUCUGCUACAUUUCUGCAGAUUCGAAGUCUUUAUUCAAAGAAUAUCAGCGGAAGACGUCAUUUCGCUACGUCAGACUGCAGUUCAUUCUCACCAUUUCGAUUAUUUCUUUCUUGGCUUCGAAGUUUACUACGACGAACAGUAUCUCCUCGAAGUUCUGGGUGAACCAGAUGUGCAACUGACAGCUGAUAACGAUAGAGAGAGGAAAUGGUGGUUCUCCGUGGCUGAUGACGACCGGAUUGUUGAAGUUAUCAUCACCAAUGAUAAAUCGAUUGAAUUUUCGAAAACAAAUGGACUGGAAGCUCAAAAUAUCACCAUAAUUGUGUAG
Messenger RNA from Caenorhabditis remanei, 993 nucleotides. RefSeq lists its product as uncharacterized. The transcript has 3 exons. Lineage: Eukaryota; Metazoa; Nematoda; Chromadorea; Rhabditida; Rhabditidae. The record is from RefSeq and is a predicted model, not a curated record. The coding region runs from base 1 to 993 and encodes 330 amino acids.